AUGAAGGAGAGGACUGGAGUUUUUUUGGCGUGGAAAGCACUGCUGGUGGGGUUGUGUGCGUUUCUGCUUCUGAGUUUAGGAGGUUUAGUGUUCCUGCUGGUACGACAGAAGGAGCUGACGGAGGAGCUGGUGAGGUUGGACGCCCAGGUGCAGGUGCUGUCACAGAGCUGCAGGCUGCAGGCAGGAGUCCUCCUGCCUACAGACCCUGCAGAGGCUGGACAGCUAAAGAAGCUCCGGCGCAGCAGAAGAAACCAGGGGGGAGAACAAACACAAAGCGAGGACGAGAAGGAUAUGAUGAUGCUGAUGACAUACUCCAUGGUUCCUGUCAAGGCCUUCAUAGAUCUGUGUAAUAGCUCCAGAGGACUUUGUUUAACAGGCCCAGCUGGACCACCAGGUUUGCCUGGUAGAGCUGGUUCAACAGGACCUAAGGGUGCGCCCGGGCCAGAGGGGAGACGAGGAAAACGAGGUCCAAGGGGUCCACCAGGUCCAGCAGGCCCACCUGGUCCACCAUGUCCUGGUUGGUAUUCUAAUGAAGUGAGAAACAAGACCACCGGAGACUACGUCCGUCAAAACAACAUGUUGAUGGAUUCAUCUCCUUCUGUGACCGAGGUAGAAAACCUCAACUCAACAAUGAACGAGACUGAAUCAAGACAUCCAGUCGACAAGAGCAAAGAUGUUUUGAAUGUUACCGCCUCUAAAAAACCUCUAAAGACAAGUAUGGACUCUGAGUUAGUAUCACCUCGUCCAGAUUACAGAGAGGACACGUGGAUUGGAAACAGUACAGAGAAUGUUACAGAGGCAUCAAUUAACUUAUUAACAGUGUUACCAACACCACAUCCAACUCAUGAAGACCCAGAUGUUUUUAAUGUUACUGAUUCUGAGAAACUGCAAGAGACAGAUAAAGGAUCUGAGUCAGUAUGGUUUCAUAAAGACUACAGUCAUGACAACCUGAAUAACACAGAGAAUGUUACAGAUGGACCAAUACCAUUAAUAACAGAUCCACUUUCUGUGGACCAAAACAAUGAUUCCUUCAAUAACAGUGGAACCAUUAUUGAUGCACCUAUGAAAAGUGACUCUUCAUUUUCACCCCAGAACAACAAGCAAAAUGUGACUAGCGAUGAGAGAUGGACCAAAACCAAAUCACCAACUCCUCGUCCAACUGACAACAGCAGAGAUGUUACUGACUCUGAGAAACUUCUUGACAUAAACAUGGAAACUGAGUCAGUAUCAUUUCAUCAAGAGGACAACCAUGGCAUCUUGAACGAUACCAAGAGAGAAAAUGUUACAAACGGACCAAUUAAGUUAUCAACAGCAGUUCCUCUAUCUGUGGACCAAAACAGUGAUUCCUUCACUGUCAGUGAAACCAUUAUUGAUACACCCAUGACAACUGAAUCACCCACUCUUCGUCCAACUGACAACAUCAGAGAUGUUACUGACUCUGAGAAACUUCUAGACACAAACAUGGAAACUGAGUCAGUAUCAUUUCAACAAGACAACAACCAUGACAUAUUGAAUGAUACCAACAGAGAAAAUGUUACAGAAGCACCAAUAAGAUUAUUGACAGAGUCCUUAUCGUUUCAUGAAGACGACAACCAUGACAUCUUGAACGAUACCGAGAGCGAAAGUGUUACAAAAGGACCAAUUCAAUUAUCAACAGCAGUUCCUCUAUCUGUAGACCAAAACAGUGAUUCCUUCACUGUCAGUGGAACCAUUAUUGAUACACCCAUGACAACUGAAUCACCCACUCUUCGUCAACUGACAACAUCAGAGAUGUUACUGACUCUGAGAAAGUCAGUAUCAUUUCAACAAGACAACAACCAUGACAUAUUGAACGAUACCAACAGAGAAAAUGUUACAGAAGCACCAAUAAGAUUAUUGACAGUUCCUUUCUCUGUGGACCAAAACAGGGAUUCCUUGACUAACAGUGGAACCAUUACUGAUACACCCAUGAUAAGUGAAUCACCAACUCCUCGUCCAACUGACAACAGCAGAGAUGUUACUGACUCUGAGAAACUUCUAGACACAAACAUGGAAACUGAGUCAGUAUCAUUUCAACAAGACAACAACCAUGACAUAUUGAACGAUACCAACAGAGAAAAUGUUACAGAAGCACCAAUAAGAUUAUUGACAGUUCCUUUCUCUGUGGACCAAAACAGGGAUUCCUUGACUAACAGUGGAACCAUUACUGAUACACCCAUGAUAAGUGAAUCACCAACUCCUCGUCCAACUGACAACAGCAGAGAUGUUACUGACUCUGAGAAACUUCAUGACAUAAACAUGGAAACUGAGUCCUUAUCGUUUCAUGAAGACGACAACCAUGACAUCUUGAACGAUACCGAGAGCGAAAGUGUUACAAAAGGACCAAUUCAAUUAUCAACAGCAGUUCCUCUAUCUGUAGACCAAAACAGUGAUUCCUUCACUGUCAGUGGAACCAUUAUUGAUACACCCAUGACAACUGAAUCACCCACUCUUCGUCCAACUGACAACAUCAGAGAUGUUACUGACUCUGAGAAACUUCUAGACACAAACAUGGAAAUUGAGUCAGUAUCAUUUCAACAAGACAACAACCAUGACAUAUUGAACGAUACCAAAAGAGAAAAUGUUACAGAAGCACCAAUAAGAUUAUUGACAGUUCCUUUCUCUGUGGACCAAAACAGGGAUUCCUUGACUAACAGUGGAACCAUUACUGAUACACCCAUGAUAAGUGAAUCACAAACUCCUCGUCCAACUGACAACAGCAGAGAUGUUACUGACUCUGAGAAACUUCUAGACACAAACAUGGAAGCAGAGUCAGUAUCAUUUCAUGAAGACGACAUCUUGAACAAUACAAGGAGAGAAAAUGUUACAGAGGCACCAAUAACAUUAUUGACAGCUCCACUUUCCGCUGAUCAAAACAAUGAUGCCUUCAGCAAUGCAACAGAGGCCCAAUUUAAUUUUACAGCCUCACUUCCUGUAGAUCUGGAGAGGGACACCCUCAACAUCAGUGGAAGUAUCAUCAAAACAACAAUGAAAAGGGAGUGCAAAAUUAGAACUAUUAAAUGUCCGGAGAAAGCCACCAAGAUGCAAAGCACUUUUGGAGCCUGGAUGUCCGAUGCAUCCCUGCUGGAUGAAGGUCGAUACUGGCUGGCUGAUCAUUUCUCAGGUCGAGUUUUGGAGGAGCGCAGGAACAUUUCGGCAUUUGGUGAUGCAAGCAACAAAAUUAUAGACGUCAGGAGGUUCUACCAGGGCUGCGGUCAUGUUGUUUAUAAACACACAUUUUACUUUCACCACGCAGGAACAAACAGACUCAUAGAAUUUGACCUGAAAACUGGGGAAACAAACACUCUGACCAUGGCAAACAGCAGAUAUCACAACCUGGCUUAUCUUUUCCGCAACUCAAAGACGUAUUUCAAGUUUUCUGUGGAUGAGAAUGGAGUGUGGGUAAUUUUUGCAUCAGAUACAGAUGAUGAUACGAUGGUUGCAAAGAUCAACACUGACAGCUUCUCUGUGGAGUCGGUCAUUAACACUCACUACCCUACAACUAAAGCAGGAAAUGCUUUCAUUGUAUGUGGGGUGCUAUAUUUUACAGAUGACAAAGACAGAAAAGUUACAUAUGCAUUUGAUUUAAAGAAAGAGAAACCUCUGGAUGCAAGUCUUGAUUUAAGGCCAGAGAAUGGGAUUUUGGCUAUGCUGUCAUAUUAUCCCAACAGAAAGCUUCUGUAUAUGUGGGACAACAGCAGCAUGAAAAUAUGCAAAGUUAGACUCAAACAGACCAAGAAAUAACCACAAAACUUGUAAAAUGAACAAUAAAGUUAUUCGUAAAGUCUGAGUUGGUCUACGUAAAUUUCUUGCAAACACUGACCAGAUUUUGACACAGGAGGUUUAGGUCACACUGGAUUUUAUUCACAAUAAAUGUGUUACUCAAA
This is a messenger RNA of Anoplopoma fimbria (sablefish), 3905 nucleotides long. RefSeq names its product mucin-2-like. The record is from RefSeq and is a predicted model, not a curated record. The transcript has 38 exons. Gene Ontology annotation, biological process: signal transduction. Bases 1 to 3762 code for a protein of 1253 amino acids. Gene Ontology annotation, cellular component: cell surface. NCBI's taxonomy places the organism in Eukaryota, Metazoa, Chordata, Actinopteri, Perciformes, Anoplopomatidae.